UCGACAUCCGCGGGUCAUCCGACUUCGUGGGAAUUUGAGCUACAACAGCUUUACUUCCUGCUUCUCUAGCCGAAGCGAAGCACUAAGGCCUAAGGCCUAUCAGGAUUCUGGAUAUAUCAAUUCUAAAGCUCAGACGCAUACCGGCCUGACGUUACGGCCAUUCCACGAUCGACGUCGAUCGAGUUCUUUCACCAUGCCAGCAGAACAAUCUGGAGAUCGAAUUAUCUUGAAGCACAAAGGUGCUAACGGAGAAAUUCUGCUCUGUGGAACGACACUUAUAUACUGGAAAACUGCAGACAAAAGCCACCCUAAGCCUUCUGAGGAUCUCUCCGAAAAACCCGUAGGAGACCUCGACGACGCCAAGUUUCAAGAUACAAUACCCGCUCUCUUCUUAUCCUUUGAAGAUGCUACUGAUUCCAACAACCCGUGUUUGGAUCAGCUUGGCUUUGUGGGGAGGGAAAUUUGGACUAACGAGGCUGGGGUAUAUGUUCCAUUGACACUUGAAUCAACCAUUGCACCACUCAGCGAACCCUUUAUUUCCUACGCCGUGCACCGACACCUCAUGAACCAUAAACCAAAGACUCUUCUCUACGUCGAUGAUACCUCCACAGGUACCUCUCCAAAAAUCCUUUUCUUUCGUCUCCGUCUAGCUUUCUUCCGCGAAUAUACUCCCACUGCAGAUUCCUGCGGCGUAAAAGGUGUUGUCGCGGAAUCGGAUUCGAUUCGAGAUGAAUUAAUCCGAGCAUUUGUGACCAAACUAUUUGAUCCUGAUUAUGAAAAGAAGUCGGGAAGUUCCCCGACUUUCUUUAAAGAAAGUGAAAACUUCAGCAUCAACGGAGGAGUAUUCAAUGCCGUUGGUGGAGAUAUACUGCACAAGACCACGACAGUAAAUACGGGUGACAAUAAUAAUAACACAUCUUAUAUCAACUGUAUAUUCACCAACUCGGCUCUUUCGCAAUCGAAGAGUUAUUGUACAACGUCAAAGUCAGGGAAAACAGGUUCGGACGAGAAGGAACCACACGAGGAAGAACAAGAGCGCGUAUCCAGGACACCGACCUCGACUCAAAAAUCCAAAAAUACCCAGAAAAAAAGUAAUACCAUUGGGAACACUGGGAACACUGAUAGGAAACGGCGCUGGUCUAUUACGAAGUUCACACACCAAAUCAUCCACCAUGUUCAUCAUAUGUAUCAUCACUACCUACCAGCGGUGAUGUAUUACCCAGUGCCAACUUGGGUGGUUUACUACGUGCCUUGCUUCGUACCUUGGAGUUUGAAUUUUGGUUUGUGAUAGUAGGUGAGGUGUAUGCACUAGUAUAAAGGGUAGCCUCUCCGAUACUCUGAUCUUUGAUCUCUCUCUCUCUCUCUCUGUAUCUCUUCCACUGUCUCUGUCACUGUCUCUCUCCCUCCCUCUAGACCCUCUAUCUCUUUGAGCUCUCUUCCUUCCCCUUCCUCAUCACUUUUUUCCACGUGGGCAAUGGUUUCCCUCAUCGUCGAAACACGAUCGGUUGUAUGCGCAUAUGUGAUGUUUUGAUAUCAACAAUGU
Lentinula edodes (shiitake mushroom) is the source of this 1543-nucleotide messenger RNA. RefSeq lists its product as uncharacterized. The transcript is spliced from 3 exons. The coding region runs from base 194 to 1288 and encodes 364 amino acids. The record is from RefSeq and is a predicted model, not a curated record. NCBI's taxonomy places the organism in Eukaryota, Fungi, Basidiomycota, Agaricomycetes, Agaricales, Omphalotaceae.